Messenger RNA from Mytilus californianus (California mussel), 3177 nucleotides. Its product is annotated as cyclic GMP-AMP synthase-like. NCBI's taxonomy places the organism in Eukaryota, Metazoa, Mollusca, Bivalvia, Mytilida, Mytilidae. Bases 22 to 1080 code for a protein of 352 amino acids. The transcript is spliced from 2 exons. The record is from RefSeq and is a predicted model, not a curated record.
AAUUCACAGUUUGCAACAAGCAUGGCAGAAACAGACACACAAAACAUGUCAAUAGCUCUCUACAGAUAUAUGUGUCAGGAAAUUAUUGGAACUGAGGAACAGGUUAAAACUAUUAGAAUGCUGAACAAUAUAAGAGACUAUUUGAACAGCAGCAAUAAUUUAAUAACAAUCACCAGUGGAAGUUUUGGAGAUGGACUUGAGAUGCGAGGAAGUGAUUUAGAUAUAAUGCUUGUUCCUAAAUUUAUUGAGGUCUCUGAAGAGGUAAACAUUCAUUUCAUUACUGAUACAAUAUAUUUUACAAUGGCAUCAGAAGAUACACCUCCAGGUUUCACUAAGUUACGUCUCUUACACAGUAAUGAUCAGAGUAUCCUUGAAGACUGUGAUGAGUUUGGACAUGAUUAUUACUUUUCUAACGCUUCAGUUAAACGAAGAAAUUUAACAGACAUUUUCUCAUGUGUUCAUGGUCCUUGUGUAUCAGAUAAAGAGGGAAUCUUCGACUUUGCAUUUUGUGUACGUAGUAAAGCAUGGAUUACACAAGCAAACCAAUGGAUAACACGAUCAAAUAACGGAUGGCCAGAUUACAAUGUCAAACAGUCUAUUGUUAAACAUGGCGUACUUUUUGUUCCAGUCGGUGUGAAAGGAUCUAAAAAUGAAGAAUUAGAAUGGCGAAUAUCGUUUUCCGUUGGAGAAAAGUUUUUAAUUUAUACACUUACGCAUACUCAGCUUUUGUGUUAUGCUCUUAUGAAAAUUAUUCUGAAGGACGUGAUAAAUAUUGACCGCCAUUGUAAAUACUUGCUUUGUUCGUAUUUUAUGAAAACCGUUAUAUUUUGGAUAUCUGAAGAAUUCUCUACAUCAAUAUGGAAACCUGAAAACCUCAUAUCGUGUUUCAUGAGAUGCUUUAGAAGGUUUAUAUAUUUUGUUGAAUACUCAAUGUGUCCACAUUAUUUUAUUCCAAAGAUUAAUUUAUUUGAUAAUAAGAUAAAAGGACAAUCACAGCAAAUACUUCUAAAUAAGUUGCAUAUUCUAAACAGUUGUAGUUGGCAAUGUGUCGAAUUUGAAUACAUCAACAUGUAUAAUUAGCAAGGAGCCUCGUCAUUCAAUCGUUCGCAGUGUUGAAGCGCUCUUAUGUUCAAUAAUUUAUUUUGCAGACAAUUUGUCGUUGCAUAUGAACUUGAAUUUAGAAAAGGGAAUACACCAGGUAUUGUCUAUAAAGAGUUCCAAGAUUAAAUCUCUAUACACGUACUAUAUUUCAAAAUUGUGUUGCAAAGGUGGCCAAUUACAACCAUUUAAUGACAUAUCUUCUAAUAAAUCUAAAUACAAACGUUACAAUACUGCUUUAAGUACUCUGUUGUUGGGUACAAGUCAUGACCCUGUAUCUGGAUGGCUGCUGAUUGCUUCGUUUUUCUACAAAACAAAAGAAUACAAAACAACUGCUUUACCAUUGUCUUUUAAAAUGUACACCUGAGAAGCUUUACAGAGGUAUGAAUUUGUCGCAUAUUCAAAAGGAUUUAUUUAAUCUGCCUUUAUUUAGUGGGCUAACUAGUGUUGAGUUGUCUAAGCUGCUGCUGAUAGUCUUUGUGAUGUUCCCGUUUAACUCGGUGAUAGUACCGGGAGAACUACGAAUCGAAGAAGAGGUCAAGAGACUUUUAAUACCCCCUGUUGUAUAUUCUCAUUUCCUACGUUUCCUUUGUCAUUAUCAUUUAUUUAAUAUCAGACAAUGUCGGGAUUCUCUACGCGACCUCCGGUUGACUAUAGAGAAAAAACAUUGCAUAGCAAAUUGCUACCAGGGAGCUAUAUCUUACAACAUACUAGGCAUAACUUUUCAAUUAUUAGGUGACACAGAAUCAGCGAGACAGGCAUUUAUGCAAUCAUUAGAAAUAGAACCGGAUCCAAAUAAAAAUGAUGCGUCAAGAAGAUUAGAAUUGAUUAGUAAAACAACAUCAUGAUUAUGUAUGAUAAGUUUCAUUUCUGUAUUAUCAGUGACUGUAAUAUUAUUACAUACUUGAAUUGUUUGUGUACCUUUAUAUUUAUUAUUGUUAACAUUGUGAUUAUUAUUUGAUGUGUCUUUAAAGAGAAAGGUUCUUGAAAAAAGAAUUGACCCCCCCCCCCCCUCCCCCCUCUUCCGCCCUCGAACCUCUGUUCAGACCUUCAUUCUAAGUAAAGAAAAGACACAAUUGUAAAUCGAGUUAAAAUGUCUUAUAGUGUAAAAAAAGUAUUAUGAGUGUUGCCUUUUGCAAUCUGUCCCAUGUGAUCUCAAGCAGAUGUACUAAGUCUUAACAGCAAACGCAAUGGUAAGCCACUAUGAAAGAUUAAGUUACACACUGCAUUCUAUGGAGAACUCUUGUAAAGUCCAAACAAUUUUUUAACAUCAGAAUUGGAAAGGGAGGUUUCCACACUACGAGUUGUAUUAUUUCAAAACUACAUCAUAUCCAUUUAAGAUAACAUUGGGUUUCUAAAUUUAAGUAGUUAUUGAAGAAGUAAAGUUUUCAUGUACUAUAAAAUUGUUUAGGCUAUGAUUCCAACUUUGAUACAAACAUAACUAAAUCAACAAAUACACACACAAAUAUUGCAGUUAGUUUUAAAUACAAUAUAGGAAUGCUUAUUUGUUUUAGUGUACCUGUGCAUAUAUAUUUUCUGCAUUUGCUUUCUGUUUUCUUUGUGUCUGUUAUUUUUUAUUCAGGUUGCAACUUUAGAAACUCUAAAACUGUUUUUUUUUUUGUUUUUUUUCUGGCAUUUCCAGGAAUUGUUUGUCUUUGAAUGUGCAGACAACUUAUGUCACGUGAAUUUCACAUGAAUCUAAAGUGAAAAAUGUCACGGGAAUUUAACCUGACUGAUUCCCUAUAUAACAAGUAGUAAUAAGGUUAAAAAUGUUUGUAAAGUAAAUUAUUACCUCCCUACCUACAAUGUACCCUUUUUCAGCACUUAGCGUUGGGGGAAACACAUUUUUAUUACUGAGUAAUUUUGGCCUGUCUCACCAGUUGGAGAUUAGUUCUGUGGGUAGAGCUUUGUCAAGUCUAACAUUCAUAACAUACAUGUUUUUUAUAAACACAUUCUGUGCCAAACUAUUUGAGGGCUUGUCUGACCGAGAAAAAAUAUUUGACGUUUUAACUUCAUGUAUUGUAUAUUUUUAACAUAUAAAAUGUAAUUAUGUAUAUAAUAAAGGAGAUAUUAGCUCUA